Cladocopium goreaui is the source of this 5484-nucleotide messenger RNA. The record is from the annotation of a GenBank genome assembly. NCBI's taxonomy places the organism in Eukaryota, Dinophyceae, Suessiales, Symbiodiniaceae.
AUGGAUCGUGCUCUGCUGGCAGGGGCAGCGGCAAUGGGCGUUGGAAAUGCAGGUGCAGCGGCAACGGGCAUUGGAAAUGCAGUUGAGGCCCGUUUGAAAACACCAACAGGGUCCAGGUUAGCCGAACUGAGGGUUGUGGCAGCGGCAAUGGGCAUUGGAAAUGCAGUUGAGGGGAAUGCGGCGAACGCCAGUGGAUUCAAGAAGAAGAAGGCUUCAACUGUACAGAAGGGUCUCUCCUUCGAUGCCGAAAUGAUAUGGAUGUCCAAAGUGCCAAAUGAUCUCUGGGACAACUACAACACCAAAGACCGCGUUAAACGAUUCUAUGAAGGAACUGAAGCUAUCUACGAACUGUCUUGGGGGACAUCAACAAGUCUCAUGGUGCAUGAGAAGGAUUUCGACGGCGACGUGAAGGAAACUAUGAAAGCGGUGUGCUUCUUGGCUGACUUUCGAGACUCCGAGGAGUUGACGUUGAAAGCGGAGAAGGUUGUUGACCCCAAGAAGGCUGCAGCAGCAGCUGGUGUCAAACUACUCCCUUCAACCAGGAAAGCCAUGGUGAUCGAACUCUUUCUGGAACACAGGUGCAAAGAGGAAUUGCAAAACUCCAUACAAGUUUAUCGGCAGAAGCACGGCAAAGAUGCUACAGCAGAAACAGCACAAAUUGAAACAGUUGCAGAAGCAGUGCAGGGUCCUAAGCCAGACGCAGAAACAAGUGAAGUCACUAACAUGGACCAAACAGCAACAACAGCAGCAGCAGCAGAGACAGCAGAGACAACAUCACAACCUGCCAGCGUACCAGCAAAUGAAUCAGACAAGAAGCAGCCAAAAGCAAAGAAAAACAAAGAGAAGGAACCAGCGUCCAGCAGCAAGCUACCGGCAGGAAAGCCUUCUAACCAGAAAGAAGCAAAAACUGAGAAGAAAUCACAAGGUAGCAGCAAAGACACAAAAACAAGCAAAGCAACCGAAACGAUUUCAGCAGCAAAGCAAGCCAAGAUAGCCAAGGAAGAGAAAUGGAACAAAUUAGUGGCUGAGAAAAUCAAACAGACACAGAUUGAGCAUGGCCUUAUUGAACCGGAAGCCAGCGCCACACAAGAAGUUCAGGACAAGCAGGUAGAUCUUGGAGCACCAAUCAAAAAAGAGCCAGGGGCCUCCAAGCGCUCAACUGAAGCACCAGCAAGCGAAAAGAUCAAAAAGACUAGCCUUGACAGCCAAAAAAGCAAAUCAGCAGAAUCUGUGACAAGCAGCGCAGCUAACAUAGAUCUUGGAAAACAAGCCAAAAAAGAGCCAGGGGUCUCCCAGCCCAAAACUGAAGCACAAGCUAGCAAAAAGACAGCGCUUCCCAAAGCGGUUAGCUCUGACAGCCAAAAAAGCAAAGCAGCAAAAUCUGUGGCAAACAGCAGUGCUAACAUGGACGCCAGCGCAGCAGAAGCAACAGCAGGCACAAAAACUCCAGCUUUGGUUGUGGCCACUGACAUGGUUUCAAGUGAGCCUGCAACCGGAUCGGCAGCAGCCGGUGCACCAGAAUCGUCAGAAUUUGCAGCAGGCAGCGCUGAUGCGCCCCCUGUGCCGGAGCCAGACGUCACCGACAUGUUUGGGCCAGAUAGCAAUGUUGACACCAAGGUCACAGAGGACAACAAUUCGAAAGCUUUGUUCACAGCUUGUGAUCUAGUGGUCCCUGGGAUUGCUGUGAAAAAAAUGAAACAAGCAAUUGAUGACAAUCCUGGGUCACUCUUUGUCGCAGUUCUCGGUGCGGACUUGGCAAAAUCUUAUCGUGCUGAGAAGCCAGGGGUUUCCAAAAUGGUUCUGGGUGACUUGAACAAGUACGACGAGUCUUUCUGGACAAGAGCUUCUACCCACUUGAAGAAAGAUCAGAAGUUUAUGGAACAUUGCCCGGUGAGUUUGUCUCCUUCUGAGCAUUACUUCUACCUUGAGAUUCCACGUGACACUCCCCUGGGAACUGGUGAGAAAGAUUUCUCCAAUGUUACGUUUGGUGCCUAUGACAUGGAUGGCAAACUUCUUGAUCCUCCCCCAGAAGUCUACAUUGUUCCACAUGGUAGACUUGGAGUUCUCAAAGGUGGUUUGUACAAUAUCAGUGACAUCCGUGAUCCUCUCACGAAAGCGGACGUGGCUGAACUGGCUGUCGAGACUACGAGAAGCCAUCUGGAUCGAAAGAGGAGAACCUUGGAGGCUGUAGAGAAGGAGGUCGAGCACAAGCGGAUGCGCCAAUUGUCGAGUCUUGGAGAGCUUCAGGAGGUUGAGGGCAAAGCUGUGGAGAAAAAAGACCAUUUGACCAAGCUGUUGCUUGCUUGGCGAAAAGUUCUUGAAAAGAUGACAGAUAGAAACCGGGAAGAGAAAGAUGAGGGUCAGCCUUGGGUGGAAUUUUUGACCUCACUGGUUGGUGGUGCAAACCUGGAGGCCCCAUCCAUUUUCCUGAACAAAGACAUGGCCUAUGUUGAUAUGAUUACGCACAUCGGAGGCAGGAUCAAUGCACUUCAGGCCCAAGUGAACAAAGCGACAAAUGAAGCCAAUAGACUGAGCAAUCGCACGUUACGAAAGGAGGCAGCAAACACCAAGCUUCAAGAGAAACUGAAAAGGAAGGUAAAGGCAGUGUUCGAAGAGCCUGAAGUGGUUGAAGAGCAGAAAGCUUCCAAGAAGUACUUUAGACGCAGGCAGCAAUGGCAUGCGAGGCGUGCUCUCCGCAAAGGAAGGCGCAAGGAAGGGAAGCGUGGUGCUAGGAAGACUAUGGAUGAUGGUGUUUUCCCCAACGAGUUGAACCAAACCCGGAGGUCUAUCACGAUUCAAGACAAACUGAAAGUUCUCGAGCUGUAUGACAAACUCAAGGCACAGAAGGAUGAGGCAGCAAAGGGAUUGUUGGAGCCAAGACCAGGUGGUGCCACCAGGCAAGUCUUGAAACAACACUUUGAGAAAAUGAAGAAGUUGAAAAAAGACUUAGCAAAAUCCAUCCAGAAAGAGUGCAAAGCAGCCUUUCCUGAUGUGGUUGGAGGUGCCCAGGUCUGGAAAUGGAAAAGAAGGAGUGAAGCCGAGGCCUGGCACCAGUUGCCAGAAGCCGUUCGGAGCCGUGCAGCGGCCACCAACAACAUGUGGCGCUCAAAACUGAAGCUGUCGCUGAAGGGCCAGCACACUGGGAGCACUAUCCCAUAUCAGAUCCAGAGGGAGCUGGACCUCCUGAUCAUGGAAAUGACUUCUGGAAUGUCAGACGUCUCCGAGCGGAAGGAGAUUGUGGAUGUCGAGAGCAUUGCAGAGACAAUCAACAGCUUGAUCGAUGACUGGAACUCCUCCUUGGAUGCUUCUGUUGCAUUGGUGACCGAGCACAAUGCCAAACUUCAGUCUGACUUUGAGCAAGGGCUUUUGUCUGCUGAGGCUGUGCUGACGGCAGUUCAGCCAGUUCCAGUAAGGAUCCGCUAUCCAACCCCAUCAUGGAUAAGAUGGUGGAAAUCAAGUUGGGGGUGGACACUCCUGAGUCGAGGAGGAGAUGAACAAGGGUGGCUACCCUAUUCCCAUCCAGACAUGGCUGCUGCCCGUCUUGACACAAAGCGGCUCUUUAGUGAGGACGGCUGCCACAAGUGGCUAUGCUUGAACUAUGACCAGAUCUGGAGGAACGCUUUCACCCUGCAGAAGACUCGUCUCCUUUGGAAAGACCGUUCCUCUGCUGGAAAGAAAAGCUCAAAGAAGAAGAUGCGCGCCCGUGGUGACAAGAAAGUCCACGCCAUUCGUGGCGCAAGGAGGUCGAUAACAGUCCUGACAUCAAGCUGGUCAGACGGCCGACCAGGCCCAUUUGCCUACUGCCUUCCGGAAGGAAGGCUUAGUGGUGCAGAAAUGGCUUCUUGGAACAAGCAGAACAGAGGGAGAAGCUAUAGCAUUUCCAGUGGCAGCAGCACACAUUUCAUGUGUGCAGAAAGCCUUGCAAUCAUUUUGGAGCAGCUCUAUGGCCCAGCAUUUGAGCUACAAAGAAAGCGGUAUGGAUUGUCCUUGGAGGACAAAGGAGCAUUGCUUUGUGAUGCUUGGACUGGAUCAUAUAGCAAAGCAGGAUUUGAGAACCUUGACUUGAAGCCUUCCGGCCAGGUGGCUGCAUCUGUCAUGUCCUACCCUGACAUCAUGCACCACUCCACACUUGCAUGGGAAGAGGUGAGCUUGGACGUGUUCCGGGCCGCAUGGGUGGUGUGCGGCUACGUUGAGAUGGAUCAUUUUGCGGGCAGUGAGAGCCCAACCGUCUUCGACAGCGUUGGUGCUGCUAAGCACAUUCUGGAGCCAUGCGGGGUCCUUGAUGGCUCGACCCUCAUGGCCACGCCCCAGUAUUGCCCCACCAUGGAUUGGAGAAUUCAGGAUGCUACAGACCUCGAAAAGUUCCAUUCUCUACCGUAUGAAGUGGCACAUGCCGUUGUCAGAACGCUCUGCCAGCACACACAUGCCUACCUCGCAGCGAAAGAGCUGCACUCCAAUCUCAUCAAGGGUGAUCCAGGUAUGAAGAAAGCGAAGACAAAAAAGAGUUUGGAUGAAAUGAAACGGCUGGAGGCAUGUGAUCGCUUCUGUGUGCUGAACCGGCGCACAGGCUUCGUAGCGACGGCCGACUGGUUGAACAAACACAUCAAGGUCAACUCUGAUGGCCGGCCGGAACUCAAAAAACCGGAAUCGAAAUGCAAUCCUUGGAUCCUAACUUUGAGGGUGAAGGUGGAAGGGCUACAUGUUAGCCUGCAAUUGCGGCCUGCAAGCAACAAGCCAUUUCGGGCUAUCAAGUGCUUUGACCUUCGGCAGGGGUGUGAAAAGACCCUGUUGUCUGCUUUGACAUCUGGCUAUGAGCACCUGUUUUCUUCGGAGGAUGAUGAGUCGGAUCAUGGCUCGGCAGGAUCGCUUGGCGAAUUCGACGAGGGUGAGAAGGAGGAUGACGAUGACUCCAUUCCGGGAGACGAAGCAGGUUUGGAAGGACAGAUGAAUGCCCAUAUGGUGGACAUGCAGAUGGAUCCUGCCCCUGAGACAAAGGCAGGUUCUGAAGACCCUGGAAAAGUCUGGGUUCCACAGGAAGCUGCCAUGAAGGACAUUUCUACCACGGUGGAGAAGAAAUCCGACAAGAAAAGUGAAGAUGAAGAGAAUGUGAUUUCUGAACAGGAUAUGAUUUCUGUUAUCCAUGACAAAAGCGGUGUCAAAAGACAAUAUGUUCCCCCAUCAUAUUUUGAGCGUGGGUCAUUCUGUAUGCUGGAACUAAAAGGGUUGGAGAAAAUUCCCUUGGCCAGCGGAUUCACGCUUUCGUGCCACACGCAGAGUGGGCAGUGGCAUGCAAGAUGGAUGCGUGAACCACCUGGGAGCACCCAAAACUUUGCUCCCACGUGGGGAAUUCAGCGAUCGGAGCUGAAAGCUCUAUGCAUGGCUUUAGUCCAGCUCUGGGACUGGUACCUUUCAGUUCAUGAUGACACUGAGGGGAAAGAGCAUCUGAAACGUCUCAGGGAAUACACCGAUGAGAUUUUAUUCUAG